Dissoconium aciculare CBS 342.82 is the source of this 390-nucleotide messenger RNA. RefSeq lists its product as uncharacterized. The coding region runs from base 219 to 386 and encodes 55 amino acids. The record is from RefSeq and is a predicted model, not a curated record. The transcript has a single exon. NCBI's taxonomy places the organism in Eukaryota, Fungi, Ascomycota, Dothideomycetes, Mycosphaerellales, Dissoconiaceae.
ACUGCGGCAUUGCUCACGGCACUGCUAUUUUACUACGGUUGUAUUACUAUAAUAGUUAUGCCAAGCUAACAUGUCAAUCAAUCAAUCAAGUCGUAAAUAAUGACUUGAUUGAUUACUAAGCAAAAGACCGGCCGACUUGAUUGAUUGACUAAUCGCAUUUGGAUCAAGUUAAGUCAAUCAAUCAAGUUGGACUUGAUUGUGGACCACACUGCCCAGAUAUGCCCCUGCUUGCACGAGCGCAAGCGGGAGACCACCUAGCUUAUGAAGCAACUCCUGGAUAUCUGCUGGCGAUAUUAGCGAUCGUGGAUACUAUGCGGCGCUACUACUCGUACAUACUCAUCACCGCUUUGUCUGCACGUAUCUCGACCAUCUUUCUUGCUAGCUGAUUGU